UCAAUAUUUGUAAACACGAUUUUAGGUUUCCGUAAAAAAUUGUUUAAUUCUGUUUCUCCCAUACUGGGAAAUGGAAACACCGCUUUAUCGUUUCAAUUCGACCGACCGGGAUCAAGUCUACGAACCAGCAGAAGAUAGUUUUUUGCUGCUAGAUGCACUGGAGGACGAACUGGAAUCUAUUAAACGGUUACGUCCGCUGCUCUCGCUGGAAGUUGGUUCUGGUAGUGGAAUCAUCAUAACUGCGUUGGCAAACGCAUUAGGGAAUGAAUGCGGGUGCUUCCUUGGGGUAGACAUUAAUCCACAUGCUUGCCGAAUGACUAGUAAAACCGCUGAAAUGAAUGAAUGUUGUUUAAGCGUAAUAAACAUGAACCUACUAAGCGGAUUCAAAUCCGGACUGAUCGAUUUACUAAUUUUCAAUCCGCCGUAUGUUCCUACUUGUGGACAGUCCGACGGACGAUUGGAAGAACAGCUUGACCAGUUUGAUGAAAAACGGUAUGAUCUAGUGCGAUCUUGGGCAGGAGGUUUCGACGGAAUGAUGAUAACUAGCAGGAUUCUGGAAGAUUUGGAUCGAUUACUGUCGCCUGUGGGAGUUUUCUACUUGCUGUUGUUGAAAGAGAACAAACCAGCUGAGGUUUUAGUUAGGAUGGAGAGUAGAAAUUUUAAAGGAAGUAUUGUUAAAGAAAGGAAAAUUAGGGGAGAACAUUUGUUUGUAGUCAAGAUAUCCAGAAAUACAAGAUAAUUAUUUUUGUAGUAUUUAUUGU
Malaya genurostris is the source of this 761-nucleotide messenger RNA. RefSeq lists its product as uncharacterized. Gene Ontology annotation, molecular function: S-adenosylmethionine-dependent methyltransferase activity; protein methyltransferase activity; nucleic acid binding. Gene Ontology annotation, cellular component: eRF1 methyltransferase complex. The record is from RefSeq and is a predicted model, not a curated record. Bases 71 to 739 code for a protein of 222 amino acids. Lineage: Eukaryota; Metazoa; Arthropoda; Insecta; Diptera; Culicidae. Gene Ontology annotation, biological process: methylation. The transcript has a single exon.